GGAGGCGAUCGUUUCACUUCAGCAUAGGACGACGUCGGCACUUUGGCAGUAUGAGCGAUAAGGAUAGACUUAUAUCGCGCGAGGAAGGCGAGGAGCGAUUGCCCAAAUAUCGCACAACAAAGGAUAUAACUGAUAAGCCAUCCUGGUAUUUCGGCAAUGGCUUCGUACUCUUCUGGAUGCUACUCUUCUUCGCAGUCGUUAUUCCCUUAAUGAACCGCCUCCCAACCGCGCUGAAUAUCGAGGAGACGAGCAGCGGAGAAUUCAUUGGAGAACGUGCCUACAACACCCUGAAUAACCUAGUCAACAUUGGCAGCAAAGUGGUCGGCAGCACUACGAAUGAGGUGUCCACAGUAGACUUCCUGCUCACCGAAAUAGAAGAUAUUAAGCAGGAUAUGCUAAGCGACUACUACGACCUCGAGGUGGAUGUGCAACAAACAUCGGGUUCAUUCAGAUACUCGCACCUGCUAAACAUGUAUCAAGGCGUGCAAAAUGUUAUUGUGAAAUUGUCAUCGAAGAAUUCGUCGAGCGAGUCUUAUCUUUUGGUUAACAGCCACUUUGAUACCGUACUGACUUCCCCGGGUGCAGGUGAUGAUGGAUUUAUGGUUGCCGUUAUGCUGGAGGUGCUACGUGUCAUGGCUACGACCAAUAAGCAGCACUUCGAGCAUCCCGUCGUCUUUCUUUUCAACGGCGCAGAAGAGGCUGCCUUGCAAGCAUCCCAUGGAUUUAUCACUCAACACAAGUGGGCCCCCAAUUGCAAAGCACUCAUCAAUCUGGAUGCAGCUGGUAGCGGAGGACGCGAGUUCCUUUUCCAAUCAGGACCCUAUCAUCCCUGGUUAGUCAAUUACUACAAAAAAAGUGCCAAGCAUCCGGGUGCCACAACCUUGGGCGAGGAAGUUUUCCAAGCUGGCCUUAUUCCCUCCGACACCGACUUUGCCGCCUUUGUUGAGUUUGGCAAAAUUCCAGGUCUCGAUAUUGCCCAAGGCAUGAAUGGAUUUGUUUAUCACACCAAGUACGAUCGCGUCGAUGUUAUUCCCCGCGGAUCUAUUCAGAAUACUGGCGAUAAUAUUCUCGGUCUCGUUAGAGCGCUGGCAAAUGCACCCGAAAUGUACAACACCGAGGCUUAUGCGACGGGACACGCGGUGUUCUUCGACUUCUUGGGUCUCUUCUUCAUCAGCUACUCGGCAGAAACAGGCACCAUUGUGAACUAUUGCGCUGCUGGAGUUACGCUCCUUCUGAUCUUCAUCUCUGUGUGGCGCAUGUCCACAUUGUCUGAGCUCUCCUCUUGCAGCGUCUUUCAGCGUCUCAUCUUCCUGGUUAUUAUCCAGAUCGUAGGUUUAGUCCUGGCACUAGCAUUGCCUCUGCAGGUGGCAUAUUACUUUGACAGUAUUGGAAAGUCCUUGACCUACUUCAGCUCCUCUUGGCUGCUCAUUGGAUUAUAUAUUUGCCCGUCGCUCAUUGGUUUGAGUCUGCCAAUCACCAUUUACUAUCUAUUGCAGCAGAAUAUUAAAUUACCUUUCAAUUACCACCUUCAACUGGGACUGCAUAGCUGGGCAAUUGUGCUCUCUGUUCUCGAUAUUGUACUCACUAUGUGGGGAAUACGUUCCGCAUAUAUUUUCACAAUUCCGAUUGUAUUCUACGCCGGUGCCAUGAUCGCGAAUAUGGUGACAACGUUCCAUGAUCGCGGCUACAGCUGGGCAGGUCUUGUAAUGGCAGGUCAGGCUAUGCCAUUCCUCUACAGCAGCUCACUUUUUUAUCUGGUGAUUUCUGUGAUGAUCCCAAUGAAUGGACGAUCUGGUAGCUCAUCUAAUCCAGAUCUUUUUAUUGCCGCUUUGGGUGGCGUAGGUACAAUUUUAUCCCUUGGCUUUCUGAUACCACUGAUCAAUAUGUUCCGCAAACCCAUAACUGUAAUCUUGACUUUGUUGCUGGCCUCUGCGGUUACAAUAUACCUUGCAAGCUCCACUGAAAUAGGAUUUCCCUACCGUGUCAGGACCAACAGUUUCCGAGCUACAUAUCAGCAUGUGCGAAAAAUCUACUAUGAAUACGGCGGCAGAGUCAGCUUCGAUGAGUCGGGAUAUCUGUUCAGCUUCCAGGAUCGACGAGAGGCAGAACCCAUGAAUGGAGUGCGUCUAACCGGUGCGAGAUUUUUAAGAGAGGACUGCGAGAAGCACAUGAUGUGUGGCAUGCCCUUGUUCGAUGAGCGAUGGGUUGCGAAUCGUCUAGAAGGCAUCUGGGUGCAUAGGGCUGACCAUGUAGUGCCUCCAGUGACCACCAAUCUAACGUUGCUUAGCAAAACAGUGCUGGAAAACAAUACAACAGUACGCUAUGAAUUCGAGCUAGAGGGUCCCGAUCAUAUGAGUCUGUUCAUUCAACCCGAGGUAGAUGACUUCGUUACUUUGAGCAACUGGUCAUUCCCGUUGAGUUACCUCCAGAAUCCGCCGGAAUAUCCACUGCCGUAUCAUAUAUAUUACACCUAUGGCAUAAUAACUACACCGCUCAAAUUUUUCCUGGAGUUUUCGAAAGCGAAUGGGAACUUUGAAGUGCCAAUAUUCCAAUUGGGGGUGUCGGGUCAUUGCAUUGGCGGCUCUGGAGAUGCGUUGAGUCAAAAGUUCGCCAAUUCCUUCCCAUCGUACACAUCGGUUGUGGAGUGGCCCUCAACAUAUCUUAGAUACAUUUAUUAGAUUUGUACGAAUCACUUGUGCAAUUGAGCAGCAAAUUAAACAUAAUGGGUGCUGCUGGCGAAUA
Messenger RNA from Drosophila nasuta, 2742 nucleotides. Its product is annotated as endoplasmic reticulum metallopeptidase 1-like. Gene Ontology annotation, biological process: proteolysis. Lineage: Eukaryota; Metazoa; Arthropoda; Insecta; Diptera; Drosophilidae. Gene Ontology annotation, molecular function: metalloexopeptidase activity. The record is from RefSeq and is a predicted model, not a curated record. Bases 51 to 2678 code for a protein of 875 amino acids. The transcript is spliced from 10 exons.